This is a messenger RNA of Ylistrum balloti, 1560 nucleotides long. RefSeq lists its product as uncharacterized. The record is from RefSeq and is a predicted model, not a curated record. Gene Ontology annotation, biological process: positive regulation of DNA-templated transcription. The coding region runs from base 1 to 1560 and encodes 519 amino acids. Lineage: Eukaryota; Metazoa; Mollusca; Bivalvia; Pectinida; Pectinidae. The transcript has a single exon. Gene Ontology annotation, molecular function: ubiquitin-protein transferase activity. Gene Ontology annotation, cellular component: nucleoplasm; chromatin.
AUGCAUAUCAUAGAGUUACAAGCUAACAUGGCGCUGAACCAGGCUCACGCCCUACAAAACGACAAACAUUUGUGUAAAGAACACCCGGAAGUUCAGCUUCAGAUGAUUUGUAUGAAGUGUAAAAAUGAACCAGUCUGCCACAAGUGUGUGUCUAAUUCUCAUCGUGGUCAUGAUUGUGUUGACGCGGACCUAUUUCUGAAGGAAAAACAAGAUGAGUUAGAAGAAGCACUGGAAAAGGCGGCAGCGAAGCUAGAAGAUGUAGAUGCUGAGUUAGGUGGUUUGAGAAUAAAAGAGGACCGUGUGCAGAAACAGUGUAACACUGUUGAGGGAAGAAUUGGUGCCCGACAAAAACAAGUAAAAGAUUUUGUUGAUGGGGUCGCUGGCAAACUGAUAAGAGAGACACACGAAUUCUAUAAUGAAGAAGUUGAAGUUAUCUCCCAACACGAGGAGAAACUAAGCAGACUCAAGGCUGAGCUUGAAAAACGACUUCUAACAUAUCAGGAAUGGCUUAGCUCUUCUGAUGUUGAAAUGGUGAUGAAGAAACAUAAAGCUCUGAAAAAACUGUUAAGAAGAAAAGUGUAUUCUGUUCCUUUAAAAACAAAAUUAGAGUUUCCGUUCAACGAUCGAGCUGACACAACAAUGCAACUGGAAACUAUAUUUGGGAAAAUCACAACAGAGUCCAGAAAGGAAGAACAGCUCCAGCUCAAAGAUACUGGAGAAAAAAAGGUUCGUGAGAUAAAUGUUAUAUCUGAGUUCUCAAGUGGGGCUCCGGAUGUGUACGCCAUGAGUUCAUCAGAAGGGGCGGAAGUUUGGAUGUCGUCCGUAUUUAGUCGACAGGUACGCCUCAUGUCUGACAAGGGCCGCUUGGUAAAGACCUUGAAGGUCGACUUCCCGAUUUGUGACGUGAGCUGUGAUUGCGAGGGGGAGCGCCCGACAAUUUGGCUGAGUUGUACAAACAACACCAUUAAGAACUUCCUCACAAACGACCCUAUGACAUUUGCAACAACGAAUACUACACCCUACUCGAUUACCUCAUCAAAUCAUCUAAUUGCAGGUCUUCGUUCAGGACAGCUCGUCAAGUUCUCCAAAGCUAUUUCGGAGAUAGUCGACGUAGCCCAAUGUGACAGGUCUGGAGAGAAGCUGGUGUCACUUCCACACAGAAUAGCUGAGAGUCCACUCACUGGAGACAUUGCAAUUGUCAACUGGGAUGCUAAUCCUAACAGCAUUGUGGUUUUGGACAAACAUUUAAACUUGAAAUUCAGACAUUACGGGAGCAUCGUCACUUUUGGGGUUGGAGAAUACAAACGACCAGAGGAAGCCGGUGACCCAGGUGUUAGUUCAUUUUUCCACCCACAGGAUGUAUGUUAUGACAAGGACGACAACUUAGUGGUAGCAGACGAAUCUUGUGUGUUUGUAAUGGACAGCCAAACAGGCAAGGUCAUCGGUAAAGUAUUGGUUGGUGACGUCAAAAUCACAGCUAUGACGUCAGAUAAAGCGGGCAACAUGUGGGUCGGGUUCUCAAACGGAAAGGUGAAAAUUAUUCGAUAUGUAAUUUCUUAA